Plasmopara halstedii is the source of this 180-nucleotide messenger RNA. RefSeq lists its product as uncharacterized. NCBI's taxonomy places the organism in Eukaryota, Oomycota, Peronosporomycetes, Peronosporales, Peronosporaceae. The transcript is spliced from 2 exons. The record is from RefSeq and is a predicted model, not a curated record. Bases 1 to 180 code for a protein of 59 amino acids.
AUGGAUGUCGUCGUUAUGGGGACUACUUUUGGAUCGAGAAGUACUAAGGCAAAAUUCCAUCAUGAAGUUUUCUCCAAGGUAUUUGAAGCGGAUGAGGGUUUCGUGACUCUAUCAAGGCGAGUUUCGGGGGAUGCAUGGGAUGUUCCUGUCACGCAAUGUAUUGCAUAUGAUUUCAUAUGA